AUGGUCCAGAUCAGCGAAGUCAAGGGCAACAAGCGGGACAACCGCACUGCUGCCCACACGCACAUCAAGGGUCUUGGCUUAAAGUCGGACGGACGCGCUGAAAAACAUGCGGCCGGGUUCAUCGGCCAGGUUCCCGCUCGGGAGUCAUGCGGCGUGGUUGUCGACCUGAUUCGAGCUCACAUGAUGGCAGGCCGAGGCGUGCUGCUCGCCGGGGGCCCCGGCACUGGCAAGACGGCUCUCGCGCUGGCCAUCAGCCAGGAGCUCGGGACAAAGAUCCCCUUUUGCCCCAUUGUCGGCAGCGAAAUCUACUCGACCGAGGUGAAGAAGACGGAGGUGCUGAUGGAGAAUUUCCGACGAGCCAUCGGGCUCAAGGUCAGGGAGACCAAGGAGGUGUACGAGGGCGAGGUGACGGAGCUCACGCCAGAAGAGGCCGAGAACCCGCUGGGCGGCUACGGAAAGACCAUCAGCACGCUCCUCAUCGGGCUGAAGAGCGCCAAGGGGCAGAAGAAGCUGCGCCUGGACCCGAGCAUCUACGAAGCGAUCCAGAAGGAGAGGGUGACGGUGGGCGACGUCAUCUACAUCGAGGCCAACACGGGAGCGUGCAAGCGAGUGGGCAGGUCGGACGCCUACGCGACCGAGUUUGAUCUCGAGGCCGAGGAGUACGUCCCCAUCCCAAAGGGGGAGGUGCACAAGAAGAAGGAGAUUGUGCAAGAUGUGACGCUGCACGACCUGGAUGUUGCCAAUGCCAGACCGCAGGGGGGCCAGGACAUCAUGAGCAUGAUGGGCCAGCUCAUGAAACCCAAGAUGACCGAGAUCACGGAGAAACUGCGCGCCGAGAUCAACAAGGUGGUCAGCAAGUACAUCGACCAAGGCGUGGCUGAGCUGGUGCCGGGUGUCUUGUUCAUUGACGAGGCACACAUGCUCGACGUGGAAUGCUUCACCUAUCUCAACCGGGCGCUGGAGUCGCCGAUAGCGCCCAUUGUGGUGCUGGCGUCCAACCGUGGAAUGUGCACCAUCAGAGGCACCGAUGACAUUGUCGCCGCCCACGGCAUUCCAACCGACUUCCUGGCCAGGCUGCUCAUCAUCCCCACCGCGCCCUAUCAGCCCGACGAAAUCAAGCAGAUUGUGCGCAUACGGGCGUCCACCGAAGGCGUGGCCAUCACGGACCCGGCUAUUGACAGGAUUUCCGCCCAUGGCGUCCGGGUUAGUCUGCGCUAUUGCUUGCAGCUGCUCACUCCGGCCAGCAUUCUAGCAAAGGCCAACGGCCGCUCACAAAUCGAUGUCCAGGACGUGUCCGAGUGCGAGGACUUGUUCCUCGACGCUCGCCGUAGCGCCUCACUCCUGGGCAGCGAAGCGGGACACGGCUACAUUUCGUAG
Messenger RNA from Ustilaginoidea virens, 1377 nucleotides. RefSeq lists its product as uncharacterized. Gene Ontology annotation, biological process: chromatin remodeling; regulation of transcription by RNA polymerase II; box C/D snoRNP assembly. The transcript has 4 exons. Bases 1 to 1377 code for a protein of 458 amino acids. Gene Ontology annotation, molecular function: ATP hydrolysis activity; DNA helicase activity; ATP binding. NCBI's taxonomy places the organism in Eukaryota, Fungi, Ascomycota, Sordariomycetes, Hypocreales, Clavicipitaceae. The record is from RefSeq and is a predicted model, not a curated record. Gene Ontology annotation, cellular component: NuA4 histone acetyltransferase complex; Swr1 complex; R2TP complex.